UUUUUCACACAAUAAGUUGUUGAAAACUGAUUAAAUUUAAUCCAAAAAGUAGCUAUUAUAAUGAUAACUGAUACUUGUAUUUUUGUUAAAAAAAUUUAAACUUAAUUAUAUAAUUUUUUGUAAUACUUAAAUUUAUUCAGCUGAUUUCAAAGAAUUUCAUCAAGAUUUAUUGAAAUGGAAGAAACACACUCAAAAAAUAGUUUAAAUAAAGAUAGUAACAAUCAAUUCCAAGAAUCUUGUUCAUACUCAACACCCCGAAGCUUUGAAGAACCUAAUAAUUUAAUAGUAACUGGAAAACAACGUAUACAUUAUUUAAAUAAAAAUGAUGGAGUUUUAAAUUUGAGUGAAUAUAAUUUACAUGAGUUACCUACACAAUAUUCAAAUAUUGAACAAAAUCAAUAUCAUGUUGAUAAUACUUUUGACAAACAGUCAAAUUUAUCAAAACUUUCGUAUUCUGCACAAAAUUUUUCCUCUCAAACUGAAACACUUGUUGAUGAAAAAAAUAAUGAUAUUUCAGAAAAUACGUCUGAAUUCAGCAAAAUGACUGCUGUAUCAUAUAUACCUGUGAAAUGGCACUGGUUUUAUUGUAAGUAUCCUAAUAAAAACGUAUGGGUUCCAUUCAGCCAGAAGGAUUCGGAUGUUUUAGAGAAACAUUAUCUAUUUGAAGAAACUAAAAAAGAAAUCGUAGUAUCGACUAAUGGCACACGUUUUGAUGUAUAUUUAAAGGAAAGGAUUCGUAAAUCCGUUUAUUGGGAUUGUGAAUCUACUGAAGUGCGACGAUGCUCAUGGUUUUUCCGUAAUCGAAGGGGCUCUAAUUUUAUUCCUUAUGAUGAACACAAGACUGUGCGAUUGGAAGAAAACUAUAAAAUUGCAUGCGAAACUAACAAAUGGGGUAAAAGAAUUUCAAUCAAUUGUCAAGAAGAGGUGGUAUUACAUAGCCCAACUGCUUUUAUACAAUAUGGUGUAUCAAUUAUAUCUUUGAACUGUGACGAAGAAGUUCAACCGGAAAUACAAACAAGUCAAAUUACAAAUGUGCCUUCUUUAAAACAAUGUAUAGUCAAACGAGGUUUGGAGGAGUUUGUUAUUCCUAAUGACGAACCAUCAAAAGUUGAUCAUCUAAUGUUUAUAGUUCAUGGAAUUGGAUCAUAUUGUGAUUUAAAGAUGAGGCCAAUUUAUGAAGUCGUUGAUGAUUUUCGUUCUUUAGCUCAACAAUUAACUCAAUCACAUUUUAAAACGUCACUUAAUUCUAAUAAAAUUGGUAGAAUUGAAGUAUUGCCUGUCUCAUGGCAUGAAGCAUUGCAUAGUGAAAGUAUUGACCGUAAACUCAAAAGUAUUACAUUACCAUCAAUACCAAGAUUGAGAAAUUUUAGUAAUGACACCAUUUUAGAUGUGUUAUUUUAUACAAGUCCUACAUUUUGUCAAACUAUUGUGAAUGCAGUUGGAAAUGAAAUGAAUCGAAUGUAUAGCCUAUACCUUACAAGAAAUACAAAUUUUAAUGGACAUGUAUCCAUUGGUGGUCAUAGUCUUGGAUCUUUAAUUUCUUUUGAUUUAUUAUGGAAUCAGUGUCCAUCAAGUCCUGGAGAAAAAUUUUUAAACAGUGAUCAAGAAAAAAGUUCAAAUUUUGAAAUGGAGAAAGCAGAAUUAAGUCGUGGAGUAUCUUAUGUAACUUUAGGAAAAGCUGGGACCGGACAACCUUAUAUCACUUAUCCUCAAUUAAAUUUUCAAUUAGAUUGUUUUUUUGGUUUUGGUUCACCUAUAGGUAUGUUUGUGACAGUACGUGGGAUUGAAAGUUUGGGAGAAAAUUUUAAAUUUCCUACAUGUCCUGGAUUUUUUAAUAUUUUUCAUCCUUACGAUCCUGUUGCUUAUCGAAUUGAACCUUUAAUAAAUCCUGAAUUUGAAAAUAUACCUCCUGUUCAAAUUCCUCAUCAUAAGGGUCGUAAAAGAAUGCAUCUAGAGUUAAAAGAUACAAUGACACAUGUUGGAGCUGCUUUAAAGAACCAUCUAGUACAAUCUGUAAAAACUACAUGGAAUACAUUUUAUCAGUUGGCAAUGUUUUCUAAAAUGCCUUCUGAAUCAAUCGAGUAUAAACCACGAAAGGUAUUUAAUCAAGAAAUAACCUCACAAGCAACUUCUUCAAAUAAAGAAUCAUUAAAUAGCCUUAAAGUUAAAGCUGGACAUUUAAAUAAAGGAAAUCGAGUAGACUAUGUAUUGCAAGAAGCACCUCUUGAAAGUUUUAAUGAAUAUUUAUUUGCUGUUGGCAGUCAUUUAUGUUAUUGGGAAUCGGAAGAUACAAUAUUAUUAGUUUUAAAAGAAAUAUACUCCGCAUUAGGUGUAUCACCGGAUAAUCAAGUGCAACAUGCUAUGUUACCAUUUGAUAUAUCAGAUGAAAAUAGCUCAAACUUUUCAUCAAGUAUGCAAUUUGAAGAGCCUCCAGGUUUUAAUUUAUCAUUUAGCUCAUUAUCACCAAUUUUUGAUGAGAAACAUGAUAAAUGAUUAGAGAAAAUUUUGAUUAUUGAAAUCAUUUAAUGAAAAUUAUUUUUAGUUUUUUUAGUAUAUUUGUUUGUUUGUUAAAAAGUUUAUAUAAUUAUAAAUUAUAUAUUUUUUUAUUUUAUGUAGUGUAAAUAAAUAAAUAUAAAUAUUAAACAUAACAA
Molecule: messenger RNA, 2651 nt
Organism: Daktulosphaira vitifoliae (grape phylloxera)
Lineage: Eukaryota; Metazoa; Arthropoda; Insecta; Hemiptera; Phylloxeridae
Product: phospholipase DDHD2-like
Exons: 14
Coding region: 175-2493 (772 amino acids)
Cellular component (GO): COPII-coated ER to Golgi transport vesicle
Molecular function (GO): metal ion binding
Source: RefSeq, a predicted model, not a curated record